UUUUCUGAACGGGAAAAGGCGUUUGUUUGUUGUGUUACCUGUUAACAUUAGCUAAAGACAUGGCGGAAUACGCACACGUAAAAUCUACCAAACUGGUUUUAAAAGGUCAUAAUAAAGGGAAAAAGAAGAAAAACAAAGAUAAGAAAAGAAAAGCCACAGAUGAAGAGGAAAGGCUUGAUAUUGUUGGUGGCUGGUGGUCUGUAAGCAGCUUUGGAGAAAUUACAGGAACAGUUGCCAUAGAGAUGCAGAACAAGUCAUACAUCCAUGCCCUGGAUACCGGUCUCUUCACACUCGGUUCACCACACAAAGAUGAUGAAGGACCAGAUCCUCCCGAACAGUUUACUGCCAUCAAGCUCUCAGACACACGGAUAGCCUUGAAGUCUGGAUAUGGAAAGUACCUCGGCAUCAGCUCUGAGGGUGUGGUGAUGGGGCGCUCUGAUGCCAUUGGCUCCAGGGAACAAUGGGAACCAGUCUUCCAGGAUGGUAAAAUGGCUUUCCUGGCAGCAAAUAGCUGUUUCAUUUCCUACAGUGACAACGGGGACAUUGUGGCCAAGAGCAAGACAGCAGGGGAUGGCGAGAUGGUGAAGAUCCGAACUUGUGCAGAACGAGAGGUCAAGCGUAAAGAUGACAUUGCAGAUGAGGACAGGGGCAACGUGAAGUCCUGCGAGAUCAAUUAUGUGUGCGUAACCUCUGCUGUUUAUAAGCUGUGCUUAUGA
Neolamprologus brichardi is the source of this 716-nucleotide messenger RNA. Lineage: Eukaryota; Metazoa; Chordata; Actinopteri; Cichliformes; Cichlidae. The record is from RefSeq and is a predicted model, not a curated record.